AUGACGUCCGGCCCUCCUCUCGCGGGCUUGAAGGUCGUUGAGCUCGGCGGGCUCGCGCCAGGUCCCUUCUGCGGUCAACUGCUCGCUUCCUACGGUGCUUCAGUCCUGCGUAUAGACCGCCCAGGCGCUGUCUCUGGCGACCUACUUACUCAGUUCAAGUCCAGUAUUGCCUUGGAUCUGAAAUCUCCCUCUUCGCAUGCCCUACUCCUCGAUCUGCUGAAAGACGCCGAUGUCUUGAUCGACCCCUUCCGACCUGGCGUCCUCGAGAAGCUCGGGCUCGGCCCUUCGACACUUCAUUCACACAAUCCCCGCCUCAUCAUCACCCGCCUGACCGGCUUCCGUCGCGAUGGGAAAUACAAAGACAUGGCUGGGCACGACAUCAACUACCUUGCCGUCUCAGGUAUCUUGUCACUACUAGGCGCCCGCAACACCCCGCCGCUCGCACCAGGCAACAUCCUCGCCGACUUCGCGGGUGGCGGGCAUGUAGCCUUCACGGGAGUCCUCCUUGCCCUGCUCCACCGCGGCACAACAGGCAAAGGCCAGAUCGUCGAAGCGAACAUGGUCGACGGCGUCAACUACCUCGGCAGCUACCCGCGAAUGCUCAAGAAGACACCCAUGUGGUCCGCGCCGAAAGGUGAAAAUACCCUCGAUGGCGGCGCACCAUACUACGGCACAUACGAAUGCAAGGAUGCCGGCAAAUACAUGUCCGUCGGAGCACUCGAGCCUCAAUUCUUCGCUGUUCUGCUCAAAGGAUUGGGUCUGACGAUCGAGGACGUCUGCCCCAACGGUCUGGACCGCACCGACAAGCGCACAUGGGCGUAUCAGAGGGAAGUAUAUCUCAAGCGGUUUAAGACGAAGACGAGGAAGGAGUGGGAAGGCAUCUUUGACGAGACAGAUGCAUGUUGUGCUCCUGUUCUGGAGCUCGAAGAGAUGGAAGAGGCUGGCUAUGAUCUGAGGCCGAUAGUUGGCUUGACUGAGAGCCCGGGCCAGCCGAGUGUCUAUGAUGGCAAGACUUUGAAGCCAGGCGAGGGAGGCGAGAAGACACUGAAGGACUGGCUGGGCUGGAGCAAGGGAAAGGAAUUCGAGAUUGAUGGUAAGGGAGUCUGGAGCAGGAAGAAGGAGAGCAGAUUAUAA
This is a messenger RNA of Cyphellophora attinorum, 1134 nucleotides long. RefSeq names its product Isopenicillin N epimerase component 2. The coding region runs from base 1 to 1134 and encodes 377 amino acids. The transcript has 2 exons. Gene Ontology annotation, molecular function: catalytic activity. NCBI's taxonomy places the organism in Eukaryota, Fungi, Ascomycota, Eurotiomycetes, Chaetothyriales, Cyphellophoraceae. The record is from RefSeq and is a predicted model, not a curated record.